CAAAAAUACCUAAAAAUGUGCAAAUUUUACGUAUCAUAAAUCGUUUCAAACUCUUGAAAUCAGAUGAUAUUCAGCAAACCAGCUUUAAGGGUUGGCGCUUUGGUGGCAUUGCGUUUAGUCAUCACUUCCGGCAACUGUUUCACCAAUCAAACUAAAGCUAGCCAAUUGAAGGUGUGGAUUAGUGGUGGAAGAACAUUGGAAGCGGCUUCUUUACAUCAAAGCAUCUAUCCAGAAAUAAGUUUUAUUAGUCUAAAAUCGAGUGCAACUGGCAUAAAGCCAAUUGGCAUCUGUCAACAGCCCCUGAAGAUGGGCAGCUAUGUAAAUAUGAUGAUGGCUAGCCCGUUUCUUAGCUACUAUGGCAGAAGACGUUCCCAAUUGAUUUCCAAUCGCGCCUGUAAAUCAACUUAUCUGCAGGAUGAAUCCGUUUACAUUACACCCAAUAUGCUGUGCCUAACAAACUCCUUGAAGCCCUCGAAAUGUGCCACCAUUCGAGGAGAUUCCCUCCUCAUGAAAAAUUGUUUGUGUGCCAUCAAUAUCUACGGCUCUAAGUGUCAUUCACGUUCUCAAAAUGCAGAUCUUUAUGCCAAUCUUUAUACAAUGCGACAAUAUAUCAAUGUGUUUAUAAAAAAACUAGAAAAAUAAUCAACAA
This is a messenger RNA of Drosophila willistoni, 649 nucleotides long. RefSeq lists its product as uncharacterized. The coding region runs from base 64 to 642 and encodes 192 amino acids. Lineage: Eukaryota; Metazoa; Arthropoda; Insecta; Diptera; Drosophilidae. The transcript has 2 exons. The record is from RefSeq and is a predicted model, not a curated record.